CUACUUAUCUUCAUAGAGGAUUUGACCAUCAGAUACUGUUACGCAGGUUCGGGGAAUUAUCUCUGGAGGUUAGGAGGGACAUUAAUUCUUUAAAAAUUUUGUAUCGGCUGUAUGGUACGCUGAAUUUUGAGUGGUUUUAAGCUAAGUAAAAUUUUACGUUCCCAAAAUUGAAAUCAGAUUUAGCCCUACAUUUCCUCUCCCUACACCUAGGACAAAUAUUUUGUUAUCUAAUCUAUCUAAUUAAAGGUUUUUUUAAUACAAAUUGGAGUGAAUUGUUUGCUAAAACGUGUUGUUACUUUCAAAUCAAGUGCCAUAUUCCUAUCUGAAAAUAAUUUAUUGCCCAAUUAAAAUUUUGACCUAUUCGAAUUUAUAAAUAAACGCACUGAUAAAACUAUUUCUAUAAGAGUAAACUGGUCUUCGUUUUUUAAUGUUUUGGUAACCGAAAUGGACAUAGUCGAUGUAAUUAAGUCAUAUUUUAUCAAUGAUAUAUAAUACAUACUUUCCUUUAUUUGCUAUCUAUAAUAAGAACUGAUAGUUUUAAGAAGCGUAGGCCAUGUUAAUAUUGACUAAACUAUAGUUUUAAAAUUGUCUGUUAUAAAAAGUUGAUAAGCAUAAACGAGCUUUAACGUUCUUAAUGUUCCAAUUUUCUCAAGUUUCUGUAACACUAUUUACAAAUCUUCUGGAUUAUGGAUUAUGGAAAUAUCUCACCCACAUGACUCUAAAAUUCUCCGUGUAUACGAACUCCCCAAGAUUCACAAACCAGGAUUACCCCUUCGACCUAUUGUCAGCACUAUUGGAUGUCUAUAAUAAUGUCUAUAAGGAUGUCUAUAGCAAAAUAUUUAGCUUCUACAUUAAAACACUUUACAGGAUCAACUGAUAGUUUCGUACUGAAUUCCUUUCAUUUCAUUAACAUCUAAACAACCAAUUAACAAUGAAAAACCAUUAUAAUAGAUUCAGAUGAUAUUCUGGUUAGUUUCGAAGUAGAAUGCCUUUUUUCUAUUCCUGAAACUCAGACAAUUAUUUAAGGUAUAUUAAAAUCCGAGAAUCCGAAACCAAUUUUUUUCAUUUUAAUUGAAAAAUUCUUGUCUGGAAUAUAUUUUUUUUGUAACAGUAAAAUUUAUGAAGAAACGUCGGGAACCGCUAUGGGUUCUCUAUUAUCAUCACGCAUUGCAAAUAUAUUUAUGAAAAAUUAUUUAAAUGCUACGUUGAUGAUACUUUUGUUAUCUGGCCUCAUGGUCAGAGAUUAUCAUCCGGCCUAAAAAUCAUAUCAACUACUGGGGCGUAAAACUAUCUCAUCCCUAGUCACUGAACUCAUCAUUAAAACACCUUACAUCCGCUCGUCUCCCUUACAAUUUACAUAACAAAAUACAUUUCACACCAACCUUCCCAUGAGAAUGAGUCCCCCAGGCAACACCACACUUUCCACUGUUGUCCUUCCUUACAUUCAAAACAUGACUGACCACAAAGUUCUUAAGAAAUAUAACGUCGAAACUAUAUUUACCAGUUGUCCAAUAAUCCCUCAGAGACGGACGAAAAAUAUCAACUAGGUGCAAAGAAUAUAAAAGACUCUUAGGACUGCGACAAAUAAACUUAUCAGCCGUUACCGAACACAAUCAUGAAACCGAUUAUUAGAUAAAACUACAAUUUUACGACCUAAAGAAAUAUAUGAGCAACUGAACCUUUAAUUAAUCAGUUAUCAAAGACAAUAUUCAUGUUUCUCCUUUAGCUCAACAUCAGCCCCCUCCCCCCCCCGCGACCGACGAAAAAUAUAUAAGCAAAAACAUAUUUGAAUCACCGUCAAUCAUUAGUAAUGUUUAAAAUAUUCUCUAAGUUUUCGAGAAAACCACCAAUGUUUCUUGAACAUAAUGAGAGUAUAAGCAAGGCAUCCGCGAUAUAUCACCCUGUAUUCAAACUUCAUAGAAAUUAGUAUAUUUAAGUUUCACACUCACUAAGUUGACAUUUUAUUCUUACAGAAAUCCCUAAUCCGAUAUUCAGCUUUAGAAAAUAGUCCCAGUUGUCCAUGACUUCAGGUUGAUGUAAUAACCAACAUAAGGUUUUAGUGCCUUCUCGACCGUAAACAAAGAUUUUGCAAGAAUGUACAAACACCCUGCAUUUAAACAUGAUAGCAAUUGCUAUAGUUGGGUUCUAAGUACUCCUGAAUAAGGUUUGAUUGACAAUUUAUUCUUCCAAAAAAACUUCUUUCUUUGAAUCUAGGCUGAAGCAAAAAACAAAACAAGCUUUUAGUGCAACAAAAAAAAAUGAAAAUUGAACCCUAAAUAAGGAUUUUACUAGGCUCUACGGUUCUAAAGUGGUUCACACUGUACAGGCUGAGUCAACGAUAGAGUCGUUCGUUUCAAAAGUUAGGAGAAUGUGACAAAUAUAAAAGUAGUAAAGAUUGUUAGGAUGCACAAUUUAAAAUUAUUUUAAAGUCAGGGUGGCCCAAAAAAGCGAGAUGAAUAAAACAUAUAUAUUUUUUAAAUGGAACACAAUAUUUUUAAAAACUUUUUUAUUUAUAAUAAUACACACCUAAACCCAAUAGUUUUUCCAACAUUUUAAUUUUUCUAAGAAAAUACUAGUUUUCACAUUCACAAAAAAAAUAUUUAAAUUUUUAUUUUAAAAGUAGAUCACACAAAUUUGAUUUUCAAGUUAUUUCAAGAUGGCGUCAUGAACAUGAUGAAAUCUGAAUUAGAUGCCAGAGGGUGUACAAAAUAAUCGAAUGUACUUGGAUCAUUUUGAAUUAUAAAAUCUCGAUUUUCUUAAAUGGCACACCAUAUAUACUAUUAUUUUCAAAAAUCUUUAUUGAGUACGGAAUAUGCAAAUUUUUAAUACCUUGCGAUUGCGAUUUAUUUUAACUUUUCCGUCAUUUACCCUGAUUUUUGUCUAAUGCUAUUGCUAUGAGAUUAGUUGGCCAUGACAAAAUGACAUUGUCAAAUUUUUACCUGGCAACUGAGUAAAUAACUUCAUAAAAUUUAUUGUAUACGUUUUCCUAUAGCUGAAUUAAUUGAUGUAAUAUAUUUAUUUAUAAUACUCUUCAGUGUUUAAUGGAACGGUUUGAUGCAAGUAGUAAUAAGAUAAACGGAAAGUGAAAUGACAAUGACAAAACAUAAUUGAAAAUUUUACUUCAUACUAACAUACCGUUAAACGCACCACUAGAAAACAGAAAUGUCAUCCAUUCCAUAUGGAACCACACGAAGAAUUUGUAGACCGUGAUUGUUCGCGCAAAAAUAUUUUAUUAUUACUAUUUUGCUUUCGUAACUUAGUUUAGUUACUAAAUCGCGACACUUCUUCCCGCGCAAGCCAAGCUGCUCUUUUAAGUAGUGACGCUGAUGGACAUGUUUCCUCUUUAAAAAAAACUAGAGUUUUACAAGUUUCCAUAAGUGCUAAAACACUCGCAGUAGUGCAAGAUUACCCUGCCUUCGGUUCGUGCGGGGGUACCACGCGGCUACGAGACCAGAAACCACCGCUAAGUGCCCAUAAUCGCCAGUUUUGACCAGUUGUGUGUUCGUUUACUUUUACAACCUGUGGAGAUUUUCUCCUUUUUCUAGGGAUAAACACGUAAUUUAAUUUCACUACAGUCCGCUAACUAAAUUUACGUUCUUCCUUGUCCAGUGAUUUUGAACAAACGGUAGGUUUCUGUACCGUUAUAAAUGAAACAAUAGCGGCGCACAGUAUUUUUGUCUAAAAUAAUGUCUACUUUGGUGCAGUUACUCGUCAUAACAUGCGUUAUUAUCCAACAGUUAAUCCAUUCUUGAAAUGCGAAGUGCAAAACCAAAACAAAAAACCAAAAACAAGAAGUUCAUAACAAAUGUGGUUUGAGCAAGAUGACCUCAUCCUCAUUACCAUCGAGAAGAGAAUUUUUAAAUAAUCAUUACAGAAAUGGAUCUGUAGAGGUGUAUUCAUUGUGUAUGUGUCUUGGCUAAUAGUUUUGUCAUAGUCAACUAAUAUCAUAGCAAUAGUCUUAGACAGAAAGAAGCGUAAGUAUUGGAAUAGUUAAAAUAAAUCGCAAAGUAUUAAUAGGUAUGUGAUAUACCUAAUAAAAAUUGUAGGUUUUUGAAAGAUCUUGUGUGUCGUUUAGGAAAAUCGAGAUUAUUCAAUUUAAAUUGAUGUGACCACCCUAUAGCAUCUAAUUCAAAUUCCGUUGCAUAUAUCUUUUACGUCAUCUUCGAAAAACGCUGAUGUCAAAUAUGAGUGAUAUAUGUUCAAAAAUAUUUUUUUGAAAAUGUCAAAACAGAAACGAUUAAAUUAGAGCAUUUCGAAACGAAUUCAAAACAAAAUUUAAAAUUGUAUGUUUCAUUCGUCCCGUUUUUUUGAGCCACCCUGUAUAAUUUGUAAUAAUUAUAAAUUGUGCAGCCUAUCAAUCUUUACAACUUUUGUAUUUACCAUUUGCUUUGUGCGGUUUUCGUUGAGACACACUUGUAAGACUCGCGAAACGUAACGUGGAAUUCUCUGAGCCGUCCCUGGCAGAUACAUUAACCGCUGCAAUUAUUUAAAGAAACGCAUCGAGCAUCCGUCAGACAUUUCGUCGAUAUCGUCAGCUCAGCGCGUGCGAAAACUUUAUUGUAUUUUCUGAUAAUACUCGGAAAUGAAUAACGGACUUAUCAUUAUUUUUGUGCUGUUUUUUGUGGCAUGCGGAUACGGUGCGAACGUUUUGAUCAUUUAUCCCAUGCCGGGAAAAAGCCACUACAUACUGGGGAAUAGUUUGGCAAAGGGUUUGGCGAACCACGGAUUCAACGUGACUCUUGUGAGCCCGUUUGAAGAAAAACACCCUCCGGAGAACUUUAGUCAAAUCGUCUUGGAUGGAGUUCUAGAGAAGUUGGAGGGGAAGCGAAUUGAGAGGAAUUUCAGUUUAUUUGAAUUUGGAGAUACCCCACCAAUACUUCAAAGCUUGUUUUUGAACAGCAUGUGCCAGGAAAUUACCGAAGAAUUCUUCGCACAUCACAAAGUGCAAAAUCUGCUUAAAUCCCAAGAACGUUUUGACGCAGUCGUAGUGGAACAGUUUGUAAAUGAUGCCCUGAAGAUUUUCGCUUAUCACUUCAAGGCACCUCUAAUAAUUGCAAGCAGCCUAGGACCCAAUUUUUGGAUAAACGGUUUGGUUGGAAAUCCGGAACCGCCAGCUUACGUGCCAAACUUGUUUUUAAAUUUCGAUAACGAAAUGAGCUUCACCGAACGGUUGUAUAAUUUUUUGUUUGGAAUAUUUAGCCAAUUGAAUACGCAUUUACUAGUUUAUCCGAGUCAAAAUAAUAUAUUGAAGAAAUAUUAUCCCGAUGGCCCAGAUCUCAACGACGUCAUAUAUAAUGUCUCCUUAAUCUUCCUGAACUCUCACGAAAGUAUUAAUGGACCGGUUCCGAUAGUUCCGAAUAUGGUUCCCAUCGGAGGGUACCACGUUACUCCAUCCAAAAAGUUACCGAAAGAUUUGCAACUCUUCCUGGAUAAUUCGAAAGACGGUGCCAUCUAUUUCAGUUUGGGCUCUAAUGUAAUUCCAUCUCAGAUGCCCAAUAUAACGAGGGAUACAAUUUUGAAAGUUUUGGGAUCCAGAAAGGAAAACAUUUUAUGGAAAUGGGACCAAGAUUCAUUACCUAAUAAGCCUCCAAACUUCAAGCUGUCCAAGUGGUUUCCUCAGCAGGAUGUAUUAGCCCAUCCGAAUAUUAAACUAUUCAUCACACAUUGUGGACUACUGAGCACCACGGAGACAGUUUACCAUGGAGUACCCAUUCUUGGUUUUCCCAUUUUUGGCGACCAACAAUUGAAUGCUGCGCGGGCAACCACUCUCGGAGUGGGAAAAUUUAUCGAUUUCUCUAAGAUAAACGAAAAUAAUUUGGAACAAGCUAUUGACGAAAUACUGGAUAAUCCAAAGUACUUACAGAAUGCGAAAUAUAGGUCCCAGCUAAUGCACGACCGUCCAGUUAAACCGAUGAAUUUAGCCGCAUACUGGGUCGACUAUGUUAUAAGACACAAGGGGGCACCACAUCUGCAAGUUGCUGGAGUUAAGUUGCCGUUGUACAAGUAUUUGAUGCUCGACGUUCUCGCAGCAAUAUUUGCCACGUUAUUCGCGCUUUUCUACUCAGUUUACAGAAUUGUGAAGUACUGUAGGGCUCCAAAAUUAAAAGAAAAGCAAAAUUAGUUGCUUCGGAAUAUAGCGAAUAUCUUACAGGCUUGUUUUGUGAUAUACGUAGGUUUAAUAUUAGGUCAUGCAAAGGCGCGAAAUGAAUUUAAUGGCGUGUAAAAACAUUGAACAACGGAAAAACUCAAGUAGCUUGUAAGAUUUUUUUUUAAUAUCUAAAUUUUAGAAGAAGGUAUUUGCAGUACUAGUAGCCCUUUAUUCCAAAGAACUUUAACAACUUCGUAAAUUUAGGGUCGCAAUUUGAACAAAGCAUGCAAUUGAGAUUUUAAGUCAAUUUAUAGUUUCUAACUUCUAUAUGGUUGUGUUCAACAUCACAUUAAAUUGUUUUUGUUUUAAUAUUA
Messenger RNA from Cylas formicarius (sweet potato weevil), 6462 nucleotides. RefSeq names its product UDP-glycosyltransferase UGT5-like. Bases 4583 to 6121 code for a protein of 512 amino acids. The transcript has 4 exons. The record is from RefSeq and is a predicted model, not a curated record. Lineage: Eukaryota; Metazoa; Arthropoda; Insecta; Coleoptera; Brentidae. Gene Ontology annotation, molecular function: UDP-glycosyltransferase activity.